GGAGUCGAACGAUCGCUAAAAUGACAACGAAGCUCGAAAUUAUAAUUUUAUAUUCACCAAACGAAAUGGCUGAUUUGAUAGACGCAUCUGAAGGUAUUAUCAACGAGUUAACAUCUGUACCUAAUGUAAACGUGACCAUCGUGACAAUUAUAAACCCAGUUAUGUUAAGGGAUAAAUUAUGUGAAAUAUUCGACGAAAGUGAGGCUAUCGUUAUUCUUGUCAUUGGACGCAAUGGUUAUUACCUCCAUAGAAGAUGUUUAGAUGCGUUUUUAGAGUUUUUGGUUCCACCUGUUACAGGCGCAGUAAGAGUGGCAGACGGGUGCGACAUACCUUUGUUUAGUAGGAGUGUAUGUGGACUACGGUAUAACAAGUUAAUUGUUAAUUUGUUUGAUAUAUGUGUACGUUCAAGUGAAGACUAUAGAUUACUUGUACGUAUACUAUUGGACUUGGAGACCAUGUUCGUUUCGAACAUACCUUCUGCGCCAGAUUGCUAUUCAGGCAGAAUAACGGUGAUACAUUUCUUUAUUUGCUAGAGAGAUUUUCGGGGGUGCAGUCACUCUACAUCCAUUUGAUGGUCUAGGCUGCGUUUGGAAACAUCACCUGAGUGCCCUAGUGUAUUAUUUUUUACCUUUGUUUUUCACUGAAUGGUGAACAAGGAUAAAAUGAUAAACUGGCUCUCUCGAGUAACGUUUCCGAACGCAGCUUUACUAAACCAUCGCGUGAGAUAUCGUCGUCCCUGAGGCCGCGCUGUUAGCGUAUUAUGCUUACAUUUUGUCGAGUAAAAUAAAAUAGGCAAACGAGAAGAGCAUGGGGUGCAAGUCCGGCUAGCUCGAUAGAAAUAAGAGCAGUCGCCCGGCAACGUUCCGGGUUCAAAUCAUACUCCUAGCCCAUCAUUUUUCUCGUCAACAAGUAAUUAAACGGCGUGUCUCAGUAUUUCCUAUCUCCCGGUGGAGUGUCUGUAUCCCUAUUUAUUAUUAUGCAUAAUAUGCGUAUAGUAGUACAUAUAAUUCAUAGAAAAAAAUAAAAUAAAGUUUUCUACGUGACAGUGACAGAGCUGCGGUAUUUUAAGGCAGUGAUUAUAACAUACCACUAGAUAUAGUUUCAGAUACCAAUUUUAUACUGGUAACUGAUAAUAAUAGCUUGAGAAGAGCUAUGAAACAAAACUUUUUAAUUGCCUCUUUUUAAAUCUGGGACAUGUAUGUAGGUGAAAAUUAGAGUUCUUGACCGCAAUUAAUUAAAAAAAAAUUAGACAUACACACAUUUUUAUUUUAGUUAAACAUUUAAGUGUUAAGCCAGAUAGCCAGUGUGAGCACAAGUUGCUUUCACAUUGCCAAGAAAAACGUUAGCAUCUUGCUAUACAUUUGCAUUUGAUGUCGGAAAUGAGACAUUUGUAUGAUCCAAACAUUAAGUGCUUGGUCAGAUGUAAUAGAUAUAACAUAUAUGUUUAUAUCCGUUAGAAAAUUGAAAACAAUAUAUGCUAACUCUGUUAACAGUAUGCCUAUUCGAUGUGCUAUCUUUGCUGUGCAUUUAACUACGACAAUAUGUUAAUAUUUGCUAGCUGUACUUAAAUCGCCCAAACAUUGAAUUGAUAUUCCUAGCAAAGAGCAUCAGCUGCUGGCAUUUUAUUUCCAUACGUUGCUUGAGCAUUCUGGCUAUCUAGAAUGUUAGAAUAAGAAAGUUAAAUGUUAGAACAUUUUAAUUAGACAUAGAUACGCACACGUAAUUUUUUAAGAUCUUAAUACACACAUAGGUAUAUAUGUAUAUACCAUUAAAUUAUUGGGUCUGUGCAUAAGUCCGUACCGAUUUUGUGUUUGAAAUGUAUGAAUUAAAACACUUGAUAUGAAAUGUUUGAAUUAUAUGAUAUUAUUUCUAUGUAUAAUU
Messenger RNA from Vollenhovia emeryi, 1881 nucleotides. RefSeq lists its product as uncharacterized. The record is from RefSeq and is a predicted model, not a curated record. The coding region runs from base 21 to 533 and encodes 170 amino acids. Lineage: Eukaryota; Metazoa; Arthropoda; Insecta; Hymenoptera; Formicidae. The transcript is spliced from 4 exons.